AUGACUACAGAAGCUGUACAAACUUAUGGUCGUAAGAAAACCGCAACAGCGGUCGCCCACUGUAAACGCGGUAAAGGGCUCAUCAAAAUCAACGGAUCACCAAUACACCUGGUAGAGCCCGAGAUCCUGCGAUUCAAAGUUUACGAACCGAUCCUAAUUCUGGGCCAAGAGAAAUUCGAUAACGUGGAUAUUAGAGUGCGAGUGCAAGGCGGUGGUCACACAUCCCAAGUAUACGCUAUUCGCCAAGCGAUCGCCAAAGCAAUCGUCGCUUUCUAUCAGAAAUAUGUGGACGAGGCACAAAAGAAGGAAAUUAAAGAUUUGUUGAUUCGUUAUGAUCGAACUUUACUUGUUGCUGAUCCGCGUCGUUGUGAGCCAAAAAAAUUUGGUGGACCGGGUGCUCGUGCUCGGUAUCAAAAAUCAUAUCGUUAA
Ambispora gerdemannii is the source of this 429-nucleotide messenger RNA. NCBI's taxonomy places the organism in Eukaryota, Fungi, Glomeromycota, Glomeromycetes, Archaeosporales, Ambisporaceae. The record is from the annotation of a GenBank genome assembly.